This is a messenger RNA of Astyanax mexicanus (Mexican tetra), 8025 nucleotides long. RefSeq names its product centrosomal protein 170Ba (gene cep170ba). The transcript is spliced from 19 exons. NCBI's taxonomy places the organism in Eukaryota, Metazoa, Chordata, Actinopteri, Characiformes, Acestrorhamphidae. Bases 317 to 5155 code for a protein of 1612 amino acids. Gene Ontology annotation, molecular function: protein binding. The record is from RefSeq and is a predicted model, not a curated record.
GAGAGGAGAAUAGGAAUAGGGAGGGUGUGUUGAUCCACCUGUAGAACAGACUCUCUGCUCCCUGUGUUUGGAGGAGUUUUAGAGAUUAAUGAGCUGCUAAAUGUUAACAGUAAUCUGUAGCUCCGGUUCCGGGCUGUAGCACCGGGCUGAGGGAGGGUUCUGUGCGGCGGGUGAGGAGAUAUAUCGCGGCGGUUUGAGGGAAUGUCAGAGUCGGAGCUGCUUCAGACUCCGGGAAUCGCGGGCUGAUAUUUCCUGUUGAGGAGAACUAGUCGAGCUGGACUGGGAUGAUAAAUAGGCUUUAACAGAGCGUGUGAAGAUGAGUGUGACCGCUUGGUUCCUGGUGAGCAGCUCGGGCACGCGACACCGCCUGCCACGGGAGAUGAUCUUUGUUGGCAGGGAGGACUGUGAGCUGAUGCUGCAGUCUCGCAGUGUGGAUAAACAGCAUGCUGUGAUCAACUAUGACCCGGCUACUGACGAGCACCUCGUUAAAGACCUGGGCAGCCUCAACGGGACCUUCGUGAAUGACCUCCGCAUCCCCGACCAGACCUACAUCACCCUGAAGCUCUCAGAUGUUGUUCGCUUCGGAUAUGAUUCUCACGUUUACAUCAUGGAGAGGAGUCAGCAUAAGGUUCCAGAGGAGGCCCUGAAGCAUGAGAAGUACACCAGUCAGCUCCAGAUGGGUUUGAAGGCCCUGGAUGCAAAGAAGAGAGAACAGGUGGAGGAAAAGAGCUGUAAAUCCACAGAGUCGCCUCGCUCCAAGCUGGACAAGAGUGAGAGGAAGUCUGCUACAGCCACAGAGACUCCUCUCUCCAAGCCUACUCCGCUGUAUGGCCAGCCUUCAUGGUGGGGUGAUGCUGACGAGGAGAAAAAGGGUCAGUCGAGGGAAAUAAGUGCAGAGAACCAGAAGGAAGAUUCCAGACAUGAAAUCAAUGGCUCCACCUCUGAACAUCAAGACGGCCCAGAUAAACCCGUUUACUCGUACCAGAAGGACGACAGUUACUUUGAGAUUCCCACUAAAGAGUUAAACUCACUGCAGAAAACUGCAGAACCAGAGGUCCAAGUGAUCCCAACAAAAGACACGGACUCCAGAGCGCCCCCUACGCCUCCUGUAGUGCAGAGCCACGCCUCUUUCACCAUCGAAUUCGACGACUGCACUCCUGGAAAAAUGAAAAUUAAAGAUCACGUAACAAAAUUCUCCUUCCGCCAACGAAAGACCCCCAGCAAGGAGUCGGUCUGCACACCAACGGAGGUGAUUUCUGCAGAGAGCAAAGUAGCUGAUUGGCUCGUGCAGAGUGACGCAAGUAUGGCCAGGAGAAAGUCCAGAUCAGAAGACCUUUACAGCAAUAAGAGUGACCUCUCUAUUAACAAAACACUAAAAGAUGGACACCAUCAUGAAGAUGGAACCCAGAGUGACUCUGAAGAUCCAGCCUUAAACACUCAAGAGGUUUUGCCGGCAGAUGCUGACGUUACGACACCUCCACGACUUUACACUCCUCCGGAGAGAGAGGAUCCUCCCGCCAGCUCGACGCCACGCUCUCAAAACCACGGCAAACAAGAAGCUCAGCAGGCUUUCGUGAUUGAGUUCUUUGGUGAUAAUGCACGAAAGAAGCGUUCACAGUCCUUCACCAAUAACACGUCUCCCCCAGAGUCCAGCGGUUCCCUUAAAAACAAAACGGAGAGGACGAAAGGUCCACCGCGGACUGGAGACCAGCUGUCGCUGUCUACUGCACGCAACGCUCCCACUCAACAGUUCACUGUUCCUCUGAAAGAUUCCAGUGGAUUCCAGAGAGCUGGAUCUUUGAGAAAGGAGAAAACUGAUGUUCGCAUGAGUUCCUCCAACUUUUCCUCUCGCUCAGCUUCUUCCAGAGCGUUUAACAGCGUCGGCCGCAGGUCCAAACUAGCGCAGGACUUCGCAGCGGAGUUCCUUAAAGUUUCAAAAACCAGUUCUUCUGCCAGUUGGGAGAAAUCCCAAUCCUCCACACCCUCACCAGCUUCUGAAUCAGCCUCCAUUCCCACGAUAAAUCCUUCUACUCAGCCUCUACCACCUGUAUCUACUGUAAAACAGCCCCAGGUUUCGCCCUCAGCAGCUUCCAUUGAGACGCCACUUCCUGCUUCUAAACCCACCAAUAGCACAGAAGUAAAAAACACUAAGGGUCAAAGGUUAGAGGAGGAUGACAGCCUGAGUGAUGCUGGAACCUACACUAUUGAAACAGAGGGACCUGAUAAAGAGGUGGAGGAGGCACGUAGCAGGAUCGAUCAGGUGUUUGGUGUUGGCGAGGGCCCUGAACACAGCAGUCAGCCCUCAGCAGGGGUUAGGACUGUAGUUGGGGACAGGGAGGGUCAGGAUAGCCUUCCGCUUAGUGAAGAGUGUCCUGGCCCGGUUCUGACCAAAUAUCCAGACUUUAGUGACCUAUCCAUGUGUCCAGCGCAGUUAGAAUCAAUGGUCUUAACUCCAGGUAAUACCAGGUGGGUUUCUCGUUGGGCUAGCUUGGCUGACAACUAUUCUGACUCAGGUUCAGCAUCAGGACUCUUUGACCUUCCAGUUCAGAUGGAUCUUUCAGCAGAUGGACGCAUCAUCCAUCAGGCUAUGCUAAAUCGAACCAUCGACGGUACAGAAACUGAGACUGGCCAAAGUUCUAGAGCACGUCGAAUUUUACCCCAAGUUCCCUCCAUGGAGAAGACAGAAACUCCUCCACCCAGCAUCCACGUACACUCAGACUCCUACCUACCAAACUACGAGAAUGUGGAGAAGAGCGUGCGAGGUUCACGGCAAAAAGAAGACCUGCAGAAGUUGUUCGUCCAGGAUGAUCUUGAACCAGACAGCCUUAGUGAUGCCAGCAAGUCAGAUGAUGGUUCCAUUGUGGAGCAGUGUAGAAAAACAACGAGUUCUGCGGUGAAAAGUCCGACAUCAUCUAAACAUCUAAAAGAAGCAUCAUCAUCAUCAUCAUCAUCUUCUGCUUCUGGUGGAUCCAAGAUGGUAAAGGACCAAGAUGGCAGUCCCAAGUUCUCUACAGCCACUAUAACCAGACAACAUGGCGGCCAUGGCGCCUCCAAUGACAAAUCCAAUCAUUCUCCUCCCAGCAGGGAUACGUCUCAAUCUGUGGAGAGCUCUUUGUCUCUCCUCAGACAAGAGAGCUUCACCAAAGAUCGUCCCAGUGAUGACGUUCAUUUUACGAGAUUGCCUCAUAUCUCAACUUUCGACUCGUCUUCAAGCGUUGAUAAGAAUGCUUUCAAAGCCGCGUGCAGCCAAGACACUCAAUCGUACCUCAAAGAGACGGAGAAUGUUCUCGCGUCUUUGGAAGCCAAGCUCCAGGGACAGAGUUAUGACAGUAAUGUCCAGCCCUGUCCUUUGGAGGAUUCGCUUUCUGGGGAUUCAGAUGUGGACACAUCCAGUACUGUCAGCCAACGUAGUGGUAAAAAUGUGGUCUCUUCAGCCCCUAAGAAGCCAGUGAUGCUCAGUGGACUCUUAAAGGAGAAGCGAACUGUCAGUCAGCAAGUUCAAGAACAAAAUUCAAGAUUUCAGUCUCCUGUCGAAGCUCAAUCUCAGGUUUUCAGGUCUCUUCCAGUAGAAAGUGAUUAUAAGGUGGAGUCGGAUAAGCGCAUGCAGUUGCGCCACAGUUCAGGAAAACACGGAUCUCUUGACUUCGGUAAUGAACCUCAGACGUCGACUUUGCGCCAGUGGCCGGAAACCGUUUCAGACCAGGAGAUGAGCUCCCGUCCUACUCAUAGAAAAUAUACCGCCCCUCUUCAGAAAGACAACUCGAACAAGUCCACUAAAAACGCAGUAGCCAACGCUCUUUCCCGCUCCAACAGCCUCUCCGCACCAAGAGCUACAAGAACCUCCAUGCUACGCCGUGCACGCCUCGGCGACGCAUCCGACAACGAUGGUACAGAAACCGAUCGCACGUCUCAGAACUCAGACGCCAACCCUCCCAACGCUCGCUCUCACGACAGCAAGAAGCUUUCCCGUCUGGACAUCCUGGCUUUACCGAGAAAGAGGACCGGUUCCUUUACUACACCUAGCGACACUGAAUCUUCUGCAGGCAAGACUGGAUUUUCCAACCGCAGCUCAGAGUCUGGGUUCUCGGUGCGCAAAGCUUCAGUUCCGGAUAACAAAAGCACCACGCAGAAGAGUUCAGGGGCUAUAACACGGCAGCCAAUCAUCCGCGGGCGAUCGAGCAGCGCCAAGUACGCUAGCAGCACAGCCAGCUCCAGGAGACGUCAGAAGGGCUCAGACUACACCUCCACCUCAGAGGAUGAGUAUGAGUCCAACCAGAGCACUCCUAAACAUAAACGCUCCCACCAUUCAGGGGCUUUAAACUCCUCAAGAACGCAGAAUCUGGGCCCGGUGAGACCGGCCCCGCGAUCCAGAGACUCUGAGGGGGAGGGACACGAGAGCGACGCCUUCCAGAACUGGACAACACACAGUGCAGAGAUCGCAAGGUUGAGUCAAGACCUGGCUAAAGACCUGGCCAUUCUGGCUCGAGAGAUCCAUGAUGUUGCUGGAGACACUGAGCCUCAGAAUCAAGCCACCGGAGAAGCUGUGGAACCAGUGUCUGCUAUAUCCAUCUGUGAAGAGUUGCGGCAUCAGAUUCCUGAAACCAGCCUGAAUUACCCUAAAGUUCCACCAGUUUCAGGUGUGAUCAGGAGCUCUGACAAGACUGUUAAUGAUCAAAGCCUCAAACAACAGAGGAGAAAUCAGGAACAGCUUCCUCUGGAUAACGGGCUGCUGAAUCCUGUCUCUCAGCUUUCAGUUGCUAUUAGAGAAAACACAGAGCAGCUGACUGAAAAAAUCAAGAUUUUAUUCCAUAGUAAGUCAGAGGUCUGGGAAGAGAUUGAGGCGAAGGUCAGUGCUGCUGCUGCUGCUGAUAAUGAUCCACCUUCAGAAAACCAAAAUAAGGAAAUAACAGCUAUUCUGAGAGAUCUCAGAGGAAUCCAGAAACGUUUGGAAGUGAUCAACAGAAUAAUUGAACCCAGUGGAAGUCCAGCUGUGGUGAAGUCACUGGUCACUGGGAGCUCAUCUACAGCCGGAAUGAGGACCUUCAGAGUUUCUCCCAGAGACUCCAGAACCCCCUCCUCCCAGCGCGGCGGCGGACCCUCAGCCGGGAGCCGGCGGUUUGGUAGGGGGCCUGAGGGGGAGGGGUUUGUUGUAUGAGAAUCAAAAGCCUUUAUUAAGUUAAAGUUAAAUUAAUGCUGCAUAUUUAAACACUGGUCACUGGUGUGUAAUGCUGCAGUAACGAGUGAUCAGUGUGUAGAUCAUGAGGUGAAUUUAAAUUACUUGACAAACUUUAAAAGGUUCUUUUUAAGGCUUGGCAUUAAUGGGUCCUUUUGCACUAAGGUGUGUAUUUAUAUAUAUAUUGCACCAGAAUUAAAAAAAAAAACACUAAAUAAACAUCAGAGCACUAAGUGAUUUGAGGGUACAAUGCUGGGUCACGUUGUUAAAAAAUAAAACUUGGUAUCCACUGUGUGAAAAGUGGCCUUGUGAGGCUGUUAGACUGGGAGAAAUACAUUAUAGAAUUUUGUUAGACCUCCGUGAGAUAUGUAAUGACACUGUAUUUUUUGAGUUUUUGAGUAUCUGUUGUUUUUUUUUUUUUUUUGUAAUUAAUUUGAUUUUGGUAAAACUCUCGGUGAUUGACAUGAGGAUGUAAUUAAAAUUACAAAAUAUAUAUGUAUCUUUAUUCAGGGUAUUUUAUAUAAAUGUAUAUAUUGAGGGUAAUUAAAGAAUGUAAUAAAUAAAUGUAUUUGUUCACAAUGCCACAACUAGAAAUGUAUGCACUUUAAUUACGUAGAAAUUUCUUUGUAUGUUCCAAACUAUAUUUUCUUUGGGAUGUUCGGGUGCUAACCCGAACAUCCCUUUCAGACAGCUUCCUCUUACAGCGUCCACAGUUAAUCCUGUUGGAUGUGGUUGGUGCUUCUUGGUGGUAUGCUGACAUUACCCUGUAUACCGUGGCUCUUGAUGCAUCACAAAGACUUGCUGUCUUGGUCACAGAUGCUCCAGCAAGACGUGCACCAACAAUUUGUCCUCUUUUGAACUCUGGUGUGUCUCCCAUAAUGUUAUAGUGUGCAUUGCAAUAUUUAGAGCAGAACUGUGCUCUUACCCUGCUAAUUGAACCUUCACACUCUUACAGCUCUUACUGGUGCAAUGUGCAAUUAAUGAAGAUUGAUCACCAGGCUGCUCCAAUUUAGCCAUGAAACCUAAAAUCCCACACUAAAAUGAUGACAGGUGUUUCAGUUUCAUUGUCCAACCCCUGUAUAUGAAAUAUACAAAAAUGAAGCAAAAAAGCAAGUAACAUAAUUAAAAUCCUAUCAAUUGUUAAAUUAUACCAAAAAUAUUUUGUGUACAGUAGUUUUUGCGCUUCAUUUCUGCACCAAUACUACUGUAUAUUACCAGAGUAUAACAGAAACAAACUUUAAUCAGUUUCAUUUUGUUGAAAAUAUGAAUUGAACUCAUGUAUGAAGUCAUGUUUGUUGGAGUGAAACGUACAGAAACUUACUUUAAUCAGGUCAAUGAGGAACCAAUGAGGCCUCACUCUCACUUCCAAAGCAUCCUCAAGUUGCCAUUAAUACCAGCUGCUCGUUUUUAUGAGAGUUUUUAUAUUAUAUAAGAUUAAAAUGCAAUUUAACUGUAGUUCAUCUGCUGACUUCCCACUCUGUGUAGCCUGUAUAUAUUCUGUGACGAUUAAUACUAAUAAUUAAAGCUAAUAUAGUCUAAUAAAGUCCGAUACUGAUGGUUUGCACUGACUGAGCACAAGUUCCUGUUCUGGUUUCGUGCUCUGAGAUGAAACUGCUUUCAUUUCCUCUUUACAGAGAGUGGGAGACAUUUCAUGUACAGAAUGUAUUACGUGUGUAUAAACGCAUUAUUUAAGAAGAUUGAGAGUUGUGGAUUCAGUUUGAGAAAAAGUGUUUGAGAGUUUAAAAGAGGCUUCAGUGCUAAUCUCUAUAUCAGAGGCACAUACAGCUCUACAGGAAAAAGUGAAGAGAGCACUUCAGUUUCUGAAUCAGUUUCUCUGAUUUUGCUAUUUAUAGGUUUAUGUUUGAGUAAAAUGAACAUUUGUUUUAUUCUAUAAACUACAGACAACAUUUCUCCCAAAUUACAAAUAAAAAUAUUCUCAUUUAGAGCAGAAAAUGUUCAGAAAUCAAUAUUUGAUGGAAUAAUCCUGGUUGGUUUUUAAUCACAGUUUUCUUCAUGCAUCUUGGCUUCAUGUUCUCCUCCACCAGUCUUACACACUGCUUUUGGAUAACUCAAGCAGUUCAGUUUGGUGGUUUGAUGGUUUGUGAUCAUCCAUCUUCCUCUUGAUUAUAUUCCAGAGGUUUUUAAUUUGGUAAAAUCAAAGAAAAUCAUCAUUUUUAAGUGCUCUCUUAUUUUUUUUCAGAGCUGUAUUUCUGGGAGUGAAAGUGCUUAAAAAUGCUGCUUAAAUUGUAAUUUAGUUCUGGGCUCUGAUUAUUAUUAUUAUUAUUAUUAUUAUUAUUAUUAUUAUGACUAUUUUUUUGUUUGUUUAUUUGUUUGAUCCUCCUUCUGGAAAUCUUCCUUCCUGCUGCAGGUUUCAGCUCCAACCCAAAACAUCUAGCUAGCUACCUUUUUCACCAAAUCCUGAGUUUCUGAAGAAAUAAAUAAUCAUUUUGAUCAGUUGAAGUGGUGAAUUAGGGUUGGAUUCUGCAUGAAGUCUGCAAGAAUAUCUUUAGUUCUUCAGGAGCAGAACAGGAGAUUACUCACUGCUUUAUAUAUGUAAGCAAACAGCUAAAGCAUCCGGCAGCACAAGACAUCACUAAACUACAUCUACGGCUUUGGGUUUUUGGGUCAUUUUUAACAAAUCCUGCUACUAUUAUUUUAUUUUUAUUUUAUUUAUUUUUUUUAUCUCUUCGAUAUUUUGAUUGAAAAGCUUGUAAGAGACAUGGUGCUGUAAAAAGCUCUGAACUUUGUUUUGAUGUAUCUUUACAUUUGGGAUCAUUUUGUAUAUUUUGUGGUAAAUCUGUAAAUGUGAUCUUUUUUGUUUAUUUUCAAAUUAAAUAUAUUGGAGUAACCAG